Molecule: messenger RNA, 651 nt
Organism: Penicillium soppii
Lineage: Eukaryota; Fungi; Ascomycota; Eurotiomycetes; Eurotiales; Aspergillaceae
Exons: 2
Coding region: 1-651 (216 amino acids)
Biological process (GO): chromatin remodeling
Cellular component (GO): Ino80 complex
Source: RefSeq, a predicted model, not a curated record
AUGCCUGCUAGUACACCAAAUAGUCGCCGAGGAAAGAAUUCCUCCUUGACAAUCGUCCUCAAGCUAUCAUCCAGCUCCCUCGCCCAGUUCGUCCAAACCCCAGAACAAAAAGACCGCUCGUCGCCAGCCUCCUCCGACCACCAAGUUCGCCCAUCAUCUGCCGACAACGGCUCCGACGACGCAAAUUCCACUCCCGCCACGGGGGCAACACCAGGCGACACACCGCGUCGGAAAGGGGUCCCGGGCCCCAAACCAGGCAACAAGCGCCCAAACGGUCAAACAGACUCCAAGUCGCGCGGACGACCAGGUCCCAAGAAGAAGCCCAAGCUUGAAGAAGGCGACAAACUCCCCGCCGCCCAGCGCCUUGGACCAAAAGCCAACACCGGCGCCAUAAACGCGGGUCUGCGCGCCCUCGACCGCACUGGUGCCGCAUGCCGCAAAUGGGAACGCAAGCCCCUACAGCUCCGCAGCUUCACCGGGAUCAUGUGGCAGCUGCCUUCAUGGCGCACCCCGGGUUUGUCCAAGGAUAUGGAUUCCAGUGAGAGCAAGAUGCUACCGGAGCUUAGCAGUGCUGUGCCCAGUGAGAAGAGUGGGGAUGGGGAUGUGACCCCUGCGCUGAUUGAGCCUUCGUCGCCGGCGAUUAUGGCUUGA